UGGAACAAGUCCGUACUACAUGGCUUUUGGACAGCAUAUGGUUACCUCUGGUUCAACCUAUUCUCUGCUCCGACGUUUAAAUCUUUUGAACGAUCGUUCGCUACGAUUUGGCAGGCAGGAUUCUUUCGAAAUAGUUCGCAAACAAGCAUGCGAGCAAAUGUACAGAAAGCACGAGGAAAACAAGAAGCGCUAUGAUCUCCGUACUCGUAAGGUCACGUAUACUGAAGGUCAAGAGGUAUAUCGACGUAACUUUAAGCAAAGCUGCUUUCAAGCUGGAUAUAACGCCAAAUUCGGUCCAAUGUUUGUAAAGUCUCGGAUUCGAAGAAAGAUCGGUAACCUCUACUAUGAACUGGAAGACCUUCAAGGAAAAGUUGUAGGUACUUACCACGCUAAAGACAUUCGACAAUAGCUUCAGUCGGAAUCAGUCUAGAGUAUUCUCUCGAUCAUACCCUAGUCUGAUUUUAGC
Molecule: messenger RNA, 466 nt
Organism: Drosophila bipectinata
Lineage: Eukaryota; Metazoa; Arthropoda; Insecta; Diptera; Drosophilidae
Source: RefSeq, a predicted model, not a curated record